UGAUACUUUGAAUUUGUUCCUCGUUUUGUCUUCGUCCGUCUUCUUCAUUGUCCUCUCAGUCCACUUCGGCUGCUUCCACCCAUCCAGUCUCCGCUGCGACUGUGAGACCGACGGCAGCCUCUCCGUCUCCGCCAUUUCCUUGCGAGACCGUACCUGCAAGCCAAACCGAGCUUCGGGCGCUUGACCAUGGAGAAGAUACAGCACACGACCGUCCGUACAAACGGCAUAAACAUGCAUGUUGCCACCGCCGGCUCCGGCCCCGACUCCAUCCUCUUCGUCCACGGCUUCCCCGAACUCUGGUACACCUGGCGCCACCAGAUGGUCUCCCUCGCUGCCCUUGGCUACAGAACCAUUGCUCCCGACCUACGGGGCUACGGCGACACGGAUGCACCGCCCUCACACGAGUCCUACACGGCCUUCCACAUCGUUGGGGACCUCGUUGGGCUUCUCGACUCGAUGGGCAUCGAGAAGGUUUUCUUGGUGGGGCACGACUGGGGUGCCGCGAUCGCUUGGUACUUUUGCCUGUUUCGACCUGAUAGGAUCAAGGCUUUGGUCAACAUGAGCGUUGUGUUCCAUCCCAGGAACCCGAACCGGAAGCCUGUCGAUGGGUUGAGGGCUAUUCUUGGGGAUGACUACUAUAUUUGCAGGUUUCAGGCACCUGGAGAAAUUGAGGAAGAUUUUGCACGUGCUGAUACUGCAAAUAUCAUGAAGUUUUUUCUAGUGUCUCGUAAUCCCCGUCCUCCUCAAAUUCCGAAAGAAGGAUUUUCAUGCCUGGCCAACUCUCGUCAGAUGGACUUGCCUUCUUGGCUCUCGGAGGAAGACAUAAAUUAUUAUGCCAGUAAAUUUAGCGAGAAGGGCUUCACUGGAGGAUUGAACUAUUAUCGAGUUAUGAACCUAAACUGGGAGCUUACAGCACCAUUUACAGGUUUACAAAUCAAAGUGCCAGCCAAAUUCAUGGUUGGGGACCUCGACAUCACCUAUAAUACUCCUGGUACCAAGGAAUUUAUCCAUAAUGGCGGCCUAAAGAAGCACGUGCCCUUCUUGCAAGAAGUGGUUGUGAUGGAAGGAGUGGCUCACUUCAUCAACCAGGAGAAGCCAGAGGAGGUUACUGCCCACAUCUACGACUUCAUCAAGAAAUUCUGAAUCGGGUGACGGACGACUCGCCCUUCUGCUGACAUAUCUAAGUCAGAAGUCCGAGUGAAGGUCUCGUGGUGAUUGGCUGUGUUCUCUGAUGUCCUUUACAUGGAUCCGAAGCUUUUGCAAUCCCCUAUUGAUUCUGCUCGGUUGUUUGUUUAUAGUGUCAGAGCUGAUUCCACAGAGAACAACGAAAAUUUGAGGAUUGAUCCACCAAGUGUUUCCAGUAUAUGAACGUAUUGACAGGUCGAAUAAAACUGCAGACAUGGAAUUGAAUUCUGAUACAUAUUUAUGGCUCAAAUUUAA
Punica granatum (pomegranate) is the source of this 1440-nucleotide messenger RNA. The record is from RefSeq and is a predicted model, not a curated record. NCBI's taxonomy places the organism in Eukaryota, Viridiplantae, Streptophyta, Magnoliopsida, Myrtales, Lythraceae.